AGUUCAUCCAUGGACAUGGCUGCUAAUCGAAUAUCCUUCGUUGAGGAAGAUAUUGAGGUGAAACCAUCGCCAGAAUUGAUACCAGAUGAAUACGAACACUUUCAAGAAUCAGCCAGCAGAAUAGCAGUUCACAUUUUCGCAGAAAAAGCAGAACACAAUGUUACUCAAUUCUGUGAUGCUCUCAAAAUAUGUGGAAUUCAUGUCAAUGAAGGGAAUAAACACUCAUUGAGAAAACACAACUAUAAGGAAGUAUUGGAUAGAAUAUGUAAUGAUGCCGAUAAUAUUGAUGGAUUGAUAAUUUUGUUCUGCGGAAUUUCUAAUGUCAAUGGAGCAAUAAAAAUGUAUGAUGGUCAAGAAUAUGGAAAUGUCAAUAUGGAAAAUACUUGGUCCAGGUUUUAUUCAUACACUUGCCGAGGACUCAAGAAUAAACCAAAGAUUUUCAUAUUUUCGGUGUCACCCCCAACCUCUACUCAAACUGAUGCCAUAAGAAUAACUUUCGAACAGACAUAUGAUACACCAGCUGAAGCAGAUAUACUUAUAAUAUACAGCAAAACUAGUACAUAUGAUAGCGAAGACUUCAUUGAAAACUUGUGCCAUAACAUCACAGAAUACGGGAAACACGAAGACAUCAUCAGCCUGGUUACUUGUGUGGUUUCUCAAUAUAACCGACCCCUAGUGAUUUCUACUCUUACACGUAAAUUUUAUCUUACGACUAGUGAUGUAAGAGGGCAUCACUUAACCAUUCAGAACAUUCGGUCAGACAUGAUAAAUCAUCUCAAAGAAGUUGAAGAUAUUCUGAAAAGUAAUAUGACAAGCAAAAAUACACCCAGCAAGGAGAAGAAACUAUCUUCUAUUUUCGGAAGUUUCAGACUCAGAAAGAAAAAAGAGAAAAAGGAAGAGAAGAAAGACAACCCUGAAAUAACUACAGUUAUCGCCCAUGAAGAGACACAAUUGGAUACAUCAAAAAUUAUUCAGUCUACUCCCUCUUCUAGGCGUCCAUCUAGAAUUAGAUUGAGUUCACAAACUGAAUUGGAUGGCGUAAUUAACAGCGCUAGGAGACUGAGUGAAAAAGAUAAGAAACCAGUUUGGAGACCAUAA
Phaedon cochleariae (mustard beetle) is the source of this 1098-nucleotide messenger RNA. NCBI's taxonomy places the organism in Eukaryota, Metazoa, Arthropoda, Insecta, Coleoptera, Chrysomelidae. The record is from the annotation of a GenBank genome assembly.